GGUGGGUCCCGGGAACCAGUCGCGCAGACGUGGGUCCCACCAGAGCAGCCUGGCACUGCCAUCUACCCGACUUACUUUUCGUAGCAUCUGACCUAUCCUAGGGGAAAUGAGUGUCAGAUGGCACCUGUGGGUGGUGACCUUCAUGGUUUGGGUCAGGAACCGGGGUUGCUAGGAAGAGCAGGCCACGCUGUCCCUGAGCACGGCUAAGCAGGGCUGGGUGUUUGCAGUGCCUCCGCCCUCUUCCUCCGACUCGCUCACUCGCUCGCUCGCUCGCUGGCUCGCUGCUGGCUCGUAGGCUUUGCCUCCUACUUCUCUAUUUUUACUCCUCUGGUCUUGGUGGCUUCCUCAAUAUCUGUGUGGUGCCUGCCGCCCCACAGUUCACAGGUCUCCCAGGGGCUUGUUUCUUUCAGUCAUGACUUUUAAAGUUCUUCUGGUGACAGCCCUAGCCUUAUGUCACGGAUUCAAUCUGGACACUGAAAAUCCCAUGACCUUCCAAGAGAAUGCAAGAGGCUUUGGGCAGAGUGUGGUCCAGCUCGGUGACUCUCGAGUGGUUGUUGCAGCCCCCCAAGAGGUAAAAGAUGUUAACCAAACAGGUGCCCUCUACCAGUGUGACUACAGCACCAGGAGGUGUGAGCCCAUUUCCCUGAAAGUGCCCCCAGAGGCUGUGAAUAUGUCCUUGGGUCUGUCCCUGGCUGCCACUCCAGACCCCUCUCAGCUGCUGGCCUGCGGCCCCACUGUGCACCAAGACUGCAAGGAGAAUAUAUAUGCGAGUGGACUGUGCUUCCUGUUUGGCUCCAACCUGCUCAGGCCACCCCAGCAGUUCCCACAGGCUCUCAGAGAAUGUCCUCGGCAGGAGAGUGACAUUGCCUUCUUGAUCGACGGCUCUGGUAGCAUUAACCCCAGAGACUUUCAGAAGAUGAAGGAGUUUGUCUCAACUGUGAUGGAACAGUUCAUAAAGUCUAAAACCUUGUUCUCUUUGAUGCAGUACUCCGACAGCUUCCAGACUCACUUCAACUUUAACGAUUUCAAGAAAAAACCUAACCCGAGGUCACAUGUGAGCAACAUAUCUCAGCUGAGAGGAUGGACAAAAACCGCCACAGGGAUCCGCAGAGUAGUAAGAGAACUGUUUCAGAAAACUAGUGGGGCCCGGGAGAAUGCUGUGAAGAUCCUAGUUGUCAUCACAGAUGGAGAAAAAUUCGGUGAUUCCUUGAAUUAUGAGGAUGUCAUCCCUGAGGCCGACAAAGCAGGGAUCAUUCGCUAUGUCAUUGGGGUGGGAAAUGCCUUCAACAAUAAGAAAUCCCGCCAAGAGCUUGAUACCAUCGCGUCUGAGCCAGCUAAUGAUCACGUGUUCCAAGUGGACAACUUUGAAGCUCUGAAGACCAUUCAGAACCAGCUUCAGGAAAAGAUCUUUGCCAUUGAGGGCACUCAGACAGGAAGUUCCAGCUCUUUUGAGCAUGAGAUGUCUCAAGAAGGCUUCAGUGCUACCAUCACCUCUAGUGGUCCCUUGCUGGGCACUGUGGGGAGCUUUGACUGGGCAGGUGGAGCCUUUCUGUACACCUCGAAGGACAAAGCCGCCUUCAUCAAUACAACCCGAGUGGAUUCAGACAUGAAUGAUGCUUACUUGGGUUAUGCUUCUGCAGUCAUCUUGAGGAGCCGGGUCCAAAGCUUGGUUUUAGGGGCACCUCGAUAUCAGCAUACUGGCCUGGUGGUGAUGUUCAGACAGAAUUUUGGUGCCUGGGAGCCCCACGCUGAUAUCAAGGGCAGCCAGAUUGGCUCUUACUUCGGGGCCACCCUCUGUUCCGUGGACAUGAAUGAUGAUGACAAUACCAACUUGAUCCUCAUUGGGGCCCCUCAUUUCUACGACCAGACCCGAGGAGGCCAGGUGUCAGUGUGUCCAUUGCCUAGGGGGCGGGCGCAGUGGCGAUGUGAAGCUAUUCUCCGUGGUGAGCAAGGCCAUCCCUGGGGUCGCUUUGGGGCAGCUCUGACGGUGCUGGGAGAUGUGAAUGGGGACAAGCUGACAGAUGUGGCCAUCGGGGCCCCAGGAGAGCAGGAGAAUCAGGGUGCUGUCUACAUUUUUCAUGGAGAAUCAACAGUCAGCAUCAGUGUCCCUCACAGCCAGCGGAUCACGGGCGCCCGCUUCUCCCCCAGACUCCAGCACUUCGGUCAGUCUCUGAGUGGGGGCAGGGACCUCACAAUGGACGGCCUGACAGACCUGGCUGUUGGGGCGCAGGGGUCCCUCCUGCUGCUCAGAGCCCAGCCUGUGGUAAGACUUGAGGCAAUCCUGGAAUUCACUCCCAAGAUUCUGUCAAGGAGUGUGUUUGAAUGUCGAAACCAAAUGUCAGGAAACAGGGAUGCCGGGGAGGUCAGAGUCUGCCUCCGCGUGCACAAAGUCACCAGGGAUCGGCUUCGAGAAGGAGAUAUCCAGAGCACUGUCACUUACGACCUGGCUUUAGACCCUGGCAGCACAAUUGUCCGUGCCAUCUUUGAGGAGACAAAGAACAACACACGCAGGACCACCCGGGUCUUUGGAUUGACACAGAAAUGUGAAACCCUGAAGCUGCAGUUACCGAACUGCGUGGAGGAGUCAGCGAAUCCGAUCUUCCUGCGCCUCAACUAUACACUGAUGGGGGAGCCCUUGCGCACCUCUAGGGACCUCCGGCCAGUUCUGGCUGUAGAUGCUCAAAGGUUCUUCACAGCUAUGCUUCCCUUUGAGAAGAAUUGUGGCAAUGACAGCAUUUGCCAGGAUGAUCUCAGCAUCACUAUGAGUUUCAUGGGCCAGGACACCCUGGUGGUGGGAGACCCUCGGGACUUCAACGUGAGGGUGACUGUGAGAAAUGACGGUGAAGACUCCUAUGGAACCCGGGCUACCAUCUACUACCCAUCUGGCUUGUCUUACCGGAAGGUGUCAGUGAACCAGAAUCCGCUUACCCAGAAGUCUUGGCGGGUGAAGUCUGAGCCCAUUUCUUCCACUGAAGGAUACAGGGCUCUGAAGAGUACCACCUGGAACAUAAACCACCCCAUCUUUCCUGCUAACUCCGAGGUCACCCUGACUAUCACAUUUGAUGUGGACUCUGAUGCUUCCCUGGGGAACAAACUGCUCCUCAAGGCCAAUGUGACCAGUGAGAACAACAUGUCCAGGACUCACAAAACGGAGUUUCAGUUGGAACUGCCCGUGAAGUAUGCCAUCUACAUGGUUGUCACCAGUGAUGAGAGUUCUACCAAAUAUCUCAACUUCACGGCUUCAGAGAUGACCAGUCAGGUCAUACAACAUCAGUACCAGUUCAACAACCUGGGCCAGAGGAGCCCCCCCAUCAGUGUGGUCUUCUGGAUCCCUGUCCAGCUCAACAAGGUGACCAUAUGGGAUCAGCCCCAGGUCAUCUUCUCCCAGAAUCUCUCAAGUGCCUGUCACACUGAGCAGAGAUCCCCUUCUCGCUCCCAGUUCCGGGAUGAGCUUGAGAAGACCCCAGUGCUGAACUGCUCUGUUGCAGUCUGUAAGAGAAUUCAGUGUGACCUACCAUCCUUCAACACCCAGGAAAUGUUCAAUGUCACCCUCAAGGGCAAACUGUCAUUUGACUGGUAUAUCAAGACUUCUCAUGACCACCUCCUGCUUGUGAGCACUGCUGAGAUCCUGUUUAAUGAUUCUGUGUUUGCCCUUCUUCCAGGGCAGGAGAUGUUUGUGAAGUCCAAGAUGGAGACCAAAGUGGAGCCAUAUGAAGUUCACAACCCUGUACCGCUGAUUGUGGGCAGCUCCAUUGGGGGGCUGGUGCUCCUGGCCGUCAUCACUGCUGUCCUGUACAAGCUUGGCUUCUUCAAGCGGCAAUACAAGGACAUGAUGAGUGAAGCUGCUCCCCAGGAAGCACCCCCACCUCAGUAAUGGCCCUUUCUCCAUGGAGUGACCUCCCCAGCAAGCAAGUCUGGUCAGAUCAACACCCAGGUCCCGAGGCUGAUGGACAGACAUGUCCUCUAGGGGACUGUCGCAGUGAUGCCUUAUACAGGAAUGGCUUGGGAUGUGUGUGCGUGUGUGUGUGUGUGUGUGUGUGUGUGUGUGUAUGUGUGUGUGUGUGUGUGUGUGUGUGUGUAAUGGGCUCAGACAUUUCUUGGAUGUGGGCAAUGCCUUGAAAGCAUCCUCUUGGAGGGAAAGGAGUCUCUUGGGUUUCCUACUGUGUGAGGGCAGACACUAAUGGACCCUUCUCUGGGCAAGGUGACAGGACCCUUAUGGGUAAGCAUAGUGAAAAGCUGUGGCUGUCUUCUCUGAAGGAAGUAAUAUUUCCUUUCAUGGAUGAGCUGCAGACUUGCAAGAGUCUAGGUACUGAGAAUACAAGAGAAGCUGAACAUGGAAUAGAGAAUGACCCAACAAAAAUGUUCAACGAAGAAUGAGAAGUCUCCCAGGACUGGAGAGAUGGCUCAGUGGUUAAGAGCACUGGUUGCUCUUGCAGAAGACCUGGGUUCAAUUCCCAGCACCCACACAACCAUCUGUAACUCCAUUCCCAGGAAAUCUGAGAAAUCUGCCACUACUUAGUCAUUCAUUAUUAAUUUAAAUGUUUUAGUUGAUUAACCUGUCCACAGUACAAAAAUUAAAAGACACUCAAGAAUGUGUGGUGAAAGGCUGGGGUGCAGCUCAUGGCAGAGCACUUGUGUGGUAUUUGCAAGGCCUUGGGCUCGGCUUGUAACUGAAAGUCAAGGCAAAGCAAAACAAACCAACCUGAAGAGUAUAUAGUGAAAAGACUCCCUCCUUAGGGGCAUUCAAAGCUUCAUGGUUGGCAUCUACUUCAGAAAGAUUGUAGGUGUGUGUGCACACACACACUCACACACACACACACACACACACACACAGUUUUAAACAACCGGUGACAUAAGUUUUUACUAUUAUGCAUCUUGUCUUUUUAUUAAUAUGCUCAAAUAAUUUUAUAAUAUAUAAAAUACCAUAGCUGAGGAGUACUCCCCUGGUGGACUACAUUGUAAUGUAUUUAAUCUGUUUCCUUUGGAUAUAUUAUCUCCAACCUCUUGCUAUUACAAACAAUGCUGAAUUAAUAAAUUGUAUAUACCUAAUUUUUA
Molecule: messenger RNA, 5055 nt
Organism: Peromyscus californicus insignis
Lineage: Eukaryota; Metazoa; Chordata; Mammalia; Rodentia; Cricetidae
Gene: Itgam
Product: integrin subunit alpha M
Exons: 30
Coding region: 413-3874 (1153 amino acids)
Biological process (GO): cell-matrix adhesion; integrin-mediated signaling pathway; cell-cell adhesion
Cellular component (GO): integrin complex; external side of plasma membrane
Molecular function (GO): integrin binding
Source: RefSeq, a predicted model, not a curated record